This is a messenger RNA of Trichoplusia ni (cabbage looper), 2001 nucleotides long. RefSeq names its product serine protease HTRA2, mitochondrial-like. Gene Ontology annotation, biological process: proteolysis; programmed cell death; positive regulation of apoptotic process. The record is from RefSeq and is a predicted model, not a curated record. Gene Ontology annotation, molecular function: serine-type endopeptidase activity; protein binding. NCBI's taxonomy places the organism in Eukaryota, Metazoa, Arthropoda, Insecta, Lepidoptera, Noctuidae.
AUGGACUUAGACACCCUGCACGAUUUACAGGUGGAGGUAGAUCCUUCGUUCUGUAGGAAGCUUUUGGUUAGAUCCACCCUGGCUAAUGUAUUUUUGUUUUUUAUUUCAGGUACAGGAUCUAACGCUCUCUUGAGGACUCCAGAUGGACAACAGCAUGGCUGCGGUGGAUGGGGAUAUCUAUUGGGAGAUGAAGGGAGCGCAUACUGGAUCGCACAUAAAGCAGUGAAAACAGUCUUCGAUGACGUUGACGGACUUCAGCCAGCCCCCCACCCAACAGACAGAGUUUGGGAAGUGAUAAGAGAACAUUUUGACGCAGACACGAGAGCAGACCUCCUGCCACACGCCUACAAACAUUUCGACAAGUCUAUGUUUGCUGGUGUAACAUCAAAACUAUCAGCCCUAGCAUACAAGGGCGAUGACCUCUCCCUCCACAUAUUCGCGUCAGCUGGCGCCGCACUAGCUUCGCACGCGGCCGCGCUCGCGACACGGUCGAGCGCGCCGCGACUGCGGGUCGUGUGCGUCGGGUCCGUUUGGAAGAGCUGGGAUAUACUCAAGCCAGGGGUUCUCAAACAGCUGGCUAAGAGACGGGUUACCACAGAGCUUGAAUUAGUAAGACUCCGCGUAUCAAGCGCAAUGGGAGCCGCCUGGCUCGCAGCAAAGCACGUUGACUACGAACUACCUCGAGACGAUUCCGCAUUCUGCACAGUUUUCUACACUUACCACCCGGAAAACAUGCUCAAUGGUAACGGGGAAAUUAAUGGCAAAACAUUCAAUGGGAAACUCAAUGGCAACGGAAUUGCCAAUGGUAAUAUCCACAAAAUCAACAAUCUGGCGGUCGCGGCCGGGGUGAUAGGUUAUUUCAGUUUGAAAGAGAGACUGGUGGCAGCGACUGUUGAUGAUGGUAAUAAUUUAAAAGGUAGAAGAGAACAGUUUAACUUUAUAGCUGAUGUGGUGGCCGUGUCGGCGCCUUCAGUGGUGUAUAUCGAGAUUAAAGACAGUCGGAGACUGGACCUGUUUUCUGGUCAACCAGUGACUUUGUCGAACGGUUCUGGGUUCAUAGUGAAGGAAGACGGGUUGAUAUUGACGAACGCUCACGUUGUGGUCAACAAGCCUAACGCUAUAGUGAAUGUACGGUUGAUGGAUGGUUCAAUUCACACAGGAUUCGUAGAAGAUGUAGAUCUAAAAUCAGACUUAGCAACCUUACGCAUCCCUGUAAAGGGCUUGCCAACUAUGAAACUAGGCUCUUCGGCAGAUAUCAAGCCCGGUGAAUGGGUAGUUGCCAUGGGCAGUCCUCUGGCUUUAAGUAACACAGUCACAGCUGGAGUAGUUAGUUCUACACAGAGAGCCAGUGAAGAGCUUGGUCUAAGAGGCAAAGACAUGGUAUACAUUCAGACAGAUGCACCUAUCACAUUCGGGAACAGCGGAGGGCCGUUAGUCAAUUUGGAUGGAGAGGCGAUAGGCAUCAACAGUAUGAAAGUCACAUCCGGUAUCUCCUUUGCUAUACCCAUAGAUUAUGUCAAGGAGUUUCUAGCUAAGAGGACGACGAAGUCUCCGCAAGUGUCGCGGCGGUACCUCGGCAUCACGAUGCUGUCGCUCACACCAAACAUACUCAUGGAACUGAGGAUGAGGAAUCCAGAGAUGCCUUCAGACAUAGAACAUGGAAUUUUAGUUUGGAAAGUAAUCAUUGGAUCACCAGCUUACAAUGGAGGCCUACAACCGGGAGACAUAGUGACAAGUAUAAACACGAAACCAGUACGGACAGCUAGCGACAUCUAUAUGUUACUUGAGAAAAUCAUUAUGUUAAUUAAGUGUCAAAAACAAAUGACCAUUUUAAUUUUAAACAUGUUAUAUUCCGUUUACUUUCGUAAAUUUGCAAAAUAUCUGAUGGACGAUAAAACUUAAUAGCUUAAUGAUUACGCUUUUGCGUAUUUAAUUUAUUUUGAGUAAAUAACAACAAUCAAAAUUAAAACCUGUUUUUGGUGGGUUUUUAGUUCAAUAAAU